CCGAGCCACGUUUAGUUGCUCUGCUCCAGCCCAGCUUCCUGAAGUCACAGGGGACCAUGAGGGAAGGGGUCAGCUCUGCCUGUGCCAUGCCAAGGAUGUUCCUGCUGAUUAAAAGGAUCUUUGGGAGCCAUCCUGUGUGCUGUCCAAAUGGAUCCAGUCCACUGACAGAGGAUGAUGUUAAGCCUCACACCCUGAGCAAACCCUGGAAUGAGCAGCAACAACCAGCCGUGGUGGAGACAAAGAAGACUCCUGAGCCCCAAGCCAAGGGGACCCGUGCUAUAUCAGGCUGUCCAAGGCAUGUGAGGAUUAAAAACUGGGGCAAUGGAAUGACAUUCCAAGACACUCUACACCACAAAGCCAAAUUGGCUAUUGAUUGCCAGUCCAAGACUUGCCGUGGGUCAAUCAUGACCCCCAAGAGUAUGACAAGAGGGACUAGAGACAGCCCGAUCCCUCCAGGAGAGCUUCUACCUCAAGCCAUCGAGUUUGUCAACCAGUAUUACGGCUCCUUCAAAGAGGCAAAAAUAGAGCAGCAUUUGGCCAGACUGGAAGCAGUAACAAAGCAGAUAGAAACAACAGGAACCUAUCAGCUGACGGAAGAUGAGCUCAUCUAUGCAACCAAGCAGGCCUGGAGAAAUGCCCCUCGGUGCAUCGGGAGGAUCCAGUGGUCAAACCUGCAGGUGUUUGAUGCUCGGAACUGCACAACAGCCAAGGAGAUGUUUGAGCACAUCUGUCAGCACAUCCGCUAUGCAACCAACAAUGGAAAUAUCAGGUCUGCCAUUACCAUCUUUCCCCAGCGGAGUGAUGGGAAACAUGACUUCCGGGUCUGGAAUGCUCAGCUCAUUCGAUAUGCUGGCUACCAGUUGCCAGAUGGCUCCAUCGUAGGCGAUGCUGCUAGCAUUGAAUUCACUCAGCUGUGUAUAAACUUGGGAUGGGUGCCCAAAUAUGGCCGCUUCGAUAUCUUGCCUCUUGUGUUACAAGCCAAUGGCCAGGAUCCAGAGGUCUUUGAUAUCCCGAAAGACCUUGUCCUUGAGGUGGCUAUAGAACAUCCCAAGUAUGAGUGGUUCAAAGAGCUGAAUCUGAAGUGGUAUGCUCUGCCUGCCGUGGCCAACAUGCUCCUGGAAGUGGGUGGCCUAGAGUUCCCCGGGAGCCCAUUUAAUGGCUGGUACAUGGGGACUGAGAUCGGUGUCCGAGAUUUCUGUGAUGUCCAGAGGUACAAUAUCCUAGAGGAAGUUGGAAGGAGGAUGGGUCUGGAAACCCACAAGUUGGCUUCUCUCUGGAAGGACAGAGCAGUGAUUGAGAUCAAUGUGGCCGUGCUGCAUAGUUUCCAAAAACAAAACGUCACCAUCAUGGAUCACCACUCCGCAGCGGAAUCCUUCAUGAAAUAUAUGCAGAAUGAACACAAGUCUCGAGGCGGCUGCCCGGCAGAUUGGGUCUGGCUGGUCCCACCCAUCUCUGGGAGCAUCACCCCUGUGUUUCAUCAGGAGAUGCUAAACUACAUUCUUUCUCCUUUCUACUACUACCAGGUGGAGGCCUGGAAAACCCAUGUCUGGCAUGAUGAGAAGAAGAGGCCCAAGAAAAGAGAGAUCAAAUUAAAGGUCGUGAUCAAAGCAGUGUUCUUUGUCUCCGUCCUGAUGCGCAAGAUCAUGGCAGCUCGGAUCCAAGCCACAGUGCUCUUUGCGACGGAGACAGGCAAAUCAGAAACUCUGGCCAGGGAUUUGGGAGAGUUGUUCAGCUGCGCUUUCAACGCCAAGAUUCUCUGCAUGGACGAAUACAAACUGAGUGACCUAGAAAAAGAGAAGCUACUUCUGGUGGUUACCAGCACUUUUGGAAAUGGGGAUUCUCCUGGGAAUGGUGAGAAACUGAAGAAGUCCCUGCUUCUCCUGAAAGAGCUAAAAAAUAAAUUCAGAUAUGCUGUAUUUGGUCUUGGCUCCAGCAUGUACCCCCAGUUCUGUGCCUUCGCCCAUGAUAUCGACCAGAAGUUUUUGCAGCUAGGGGCCUCUCAACUUGCACCCACCGGCGAAGGAGAUGAACUCAGUGGCCAAGAUGAGGCCUACCGCAGCUGGGCACUGCAUACCUUCAAGGUGGCCUGUGAGACCUUUGACAUCCAAGCCAGGCAAACAAUUCAGAUCCCCAAAUUGUAUACUACCAAUGAAACCUGGAACCCUGAAAAUUACCGCCUUGUACAAGAUCCCCAGCCCCUGGACCUCAACAAAGCCCUUAGCAGUAUGCAUGCCAAGAAUGUGUUUUCCAUGCGGCUCAAAUCGAGACAGAAUCUGCAGAGUCUCAAAUCCAGCCGGGCAACCCUCCUCGUUAAACUUUCCUGUGAAGAAAAUGAGAAUCUGAAUUAUGUACCAGGAGAGCAUCUUGGGGUUUUUCCUGGCAACCAGCCCACCCUAGUUCAGGGUAUUAUAGACCGAGUUAAGGAUGGCCCAUCACCUCACCAACCCAUCCGCCUAGAAACCCGCAAUGAGAAUGGUGAUUACUGGAUAAGUGAUAAGAAGCUUCCCCCCUGCUCGCUCAGCCAGGCCCUGACGUAUUUCCUGGAUGUCACUACCCCCCCAACCCAGCUGCUGCUCCGAAAGCUGGCUCAGCUGACCACCUCAGAGGAAGAGAAAAGGCAGCUGGAGGCACUGUGCCAGACCUCUGAAUACAAUAAAUGGAAGUUCACCAACAGUCCCACAUUCCUGGAGGUGCUGGAAGAGUUUCCCUCCAUCCAGAUCUCAGCUACUUUCCUGCUCACGCAAUUGCCCCUGCUGAAGCCCCGCUACUAUUCCAUAAGCUCAUCUCGGGACCUCACCCCCAAGGAGAUCCACCUGACCGUGGCUGUGGUCACUUACCGGACCAGAAAUGGUCAGGGCCCCCUCCACCAUGGGGUCUGUAGCACAUGGCUCAGCAAUCUGAACCUCCAGGAGACGGUACCCUGCUUCGUACGCAGUGCCAGCGGCUUCCAACUGCCAGAGAACCCCAGCCACCCCUGCAUUCUUGUGGGUCCAGGUACUGGGAUUGCACCCUUCAGGAGUUUCUGGCAACAGCGACUGGUGGACAAAGAGAAGAAAGGUAUCAAGACGGCCAGCAUGACCUUGGUGUUUGGAUGCCGACACCCAGACCUGGAUCACCUGUAUCGAGAGGAGAUGAAGGAGAUGACGCUGAAGGGGGUGCUCCAGGAUGUCUACACAGCCUACUCCCGCCAGCCUGGCCAGUCCAAAGUCUAUGUUCAGGAUAUCCUGAGGCAGAGAUUGGCAGAUGAGGUGAUCCGGGUACUACAUGAGGACAAAGGGCACCUGUAUGUCUGCGGGGAUGUGAGGAUGGCCCGGGAUGUGGCCCGAACUCUGAAGGAUCUCUUUGCCACCAGACUGAAGAUGAAUGAAGAGCAGACUGACAACUAUUUCUUCCAACUCAAGAGCCAGAAGCGAUACCAUGAAGACAUCUUUGGGGCUGUCUUUCCCUACGAGGUGAAAACUGACCCAGCAGCAUCAAAAGCUGAGGAGGCCAAGAUCCCUAAGGCACAACUCAGCUAGAGCUGCUGCAGAGGGAU
This is a messenger RNA of Vombatus ursinus (common wombat), 3535 nucleotides long. RefSeq names its product nitric oxide synthase 2 (gene NOS2). NCBI's taxonomy places the organism in Eukaryota, Metazoa, Chordata, Mammalia, Diprotodontia, Vombatidae. The coding region runs from base 57 to 3518 and encodes 1153 amino acids. Gene Ontology annotation, biological process: nitric oxide biosynthetic process. The record is from RefSeq and is a predicted model, not a curated record. Gene Ontology annotation, molecular function: nitric-oxide synthase activity; FMN binding; heme binding. The transcript is spliced from 26 exons.